CUUCAUGGCGGCUGAGGAGAUGCACUGGCCUGUCCCCAUGAAGGCGAUUGGUGCCCAGAAUCUGCUAACCAUGCCUGGGGGUGUGGCCAAGGCUGGAUACCUGCACAAGAAGGGUGGUACCCAGCUGCAGCUGCUCAAAUGGCCCCUGCGCUUUGUCAUCAUCCACAAGCGAUGCAUCUACUACUUCAAGAGCAGCACGUCGGCCUCCCCACAGGGCGCCUUCUCACUGAGUGGCUAUAACCGGGUGAUGCGGGCUGCUGAGGAGACGACAUCCAACAAUGUGUUUCCCUUCAAGAUUGUCCACAUCAGCAAGAAGCACCGCACGUGGUUCUUCUCAGCCUCCUCUGAGGAUGAGCGCAAGAGCUGGAUGGCCUUGCUGCGCAGGGAGAUCGGCCACUUCCACGAGAAGAAGGAGCUGUCCCUGGAUACCAGUGACUCCAGCUCCGACACAGACAGCUUCUAUGGCGCAGUCGAGCGGCCUGUGGAUGUCAGCCUCUCUCCAUACCCCACGGACAACGAAGACUAUGAGCACGACGAUGAGGAUGACUCGUACAUGGAGCCCGACUCCCCUGAGCCCAUGAAGCCUGAGGACGCCCUCACCCAUCCGCCGGCCUACCCACCACCCCCAGUGCCUGUGCCGAGGAAGCCAGCCUUCUCCGACAUGCCCCGAGCCCACUCCUUCACCUCCAAGGGCCCCAGCCCCCUGCUGCCACCUGUGCCCCCUAAGCACGGCCUCCCAGAUGCCAUCCUGGUCCCCGAGGACUCCAAGAGGGACUCGCUGGGCCUGAGGCGGGCAGAGCCUGCCCUCAGGGUGCCUGCUACCUCCAGAAGGAUGAGCGACCCCCCACUGGGCAGCGUGCCUGCUGCUCCCAGCCUUCGGAAGCCCCCUUGCUUCCGAGAGAGUGCUAGCCCCAGCCCGGAGCUCUGGACCCCUGGCCAUGGGGCUAGCUCUGCCUCCAGUUCUGCCACCAUGGCUGCUGCCACCUCCAGGAACUGUGACAAACUCAAGUCCUUUCACCUGUCCCCCCGUGGGCUGCCCAUGUCUGAGCCCCCACCUGUACCGGCCAACAAGCCCAAGUUCCUGAAGCCAGCUGAAGAGGACCCCCCAAGGGAGGCAGCAAAGCCUGGACUCUUUGUCCCUCCUGUGGCCCCCAGGCUUCCCGCACUGAAGCUGCCCAUGCCUGAGGCCACAGCUCGGCCCUCAGUGCUACCCAGGCCAGAGAAGCCGCCGCUGCCCCACCUCCAGCGAUCACCCCCGGAUGGGCAGAGUUUCAGGAGCUUUUCCUUCGAAAAACCCCGGCAACCCUCGCAGGCUGAUGUGGGCCAGGAGGACUCAGAUGAGGACUAUGAGAAGGUGCCGCUGCCCAGCUCAGUCUUUGUCAACACCACAGAAUCCUGCGAAGUGGAAAGGCUAUUCAAAGCUACGAGCCCUCGGGGAGAGCCCCAGGAUGGACUCUACUGCAUCCGGAACUCCUCCACUAAGUCGGGGAAGGUUUUGGUUGUGUGGGAUGAAACCUCCAACAAAGUUAGGAACUACCGCAUCUUCGAGAAGGACUCCAAGUUCUACCUGGAAGGCGAGGUCCUGUUUGUGAGCGUGGGCAGCAUGGUGGAGCACUACCACACCCACGUGCUGCCUAGUCACCAGAGUCUGCUGCUGCGGCACCCCUAUGGCUACGCCGGGCCCAGGUGACGCCUGCCCCGUAUGGCUGUCAGGCAGAGGCAGUCACGGGGGCCAUGACCCCAGGCCACACCGAUGGAGACUGGCCUGCAUGGGAGGAAGAGCUGGAGCAAGGGCUGGGCUUGCCCCAGGGCCUCUCCAACAGACACCUUAUGGAAUCUGCAGGGCCUCACGUAGCAGGCUGGGUCCCCACAGCUGGACCAAGCCCCACAUUCCAGGGAGCUGGUGGGCUCUCUGGCCUCACUGGGCCUCGCCCUGUCCCACCCCCAGGAACCCAGGACCCAGCCUGGGCUUUGAGGACAGGAGUCUGGUCCCCCGGCACACCUACCCUGACGUGGGCUGAGGCAGUUGGGUGGGGGCCGGGGCUGGCCCUAAGACCCCACAGGAAUACUAAGAUGCAGGCUCCAAUAGGGGCUGUUGCUUCCCGAUAAAGCAGAGAUGAUCUCUGCCUUGGUGUCCAGGGCUUGACUGGGAAGGGGAAGGGAACUGGCUUUACUGAGCGCCCACACCGAUGUUCAGAUGGUGACUGCAACAGCUUACAGGAACCCUAAGAGGUGGUUGUCCUGUCUUCCAGGGCACAGGUGGCCGACUGACUUGCCCAGGGUACACAGUGAGUCACAGGUUAGGACCCAAACUUGGGCCGUCUGGACUCAGAGCCCAUUCUCCCAAGCUCCAGUUCUACUGCCACAGGUCAGGCCGGGGCAAUGGGGCUGCAGAGCUGAACUCUCUGGGACCACAGUUGGUUUGUUCACAGCAUUAACAAACAGUUAUUGAGCACUUCCUGUGUGCCUGGCCUGGUGCCAGGCCUGCGCAUGUGCUAUGAGCAGGCCCCUGUCCUGACUAAGCUCACAGCCCAGUGUGGGAACAGCUGGGUCUGCAGGGACCAGGAGCUGGACCUAGUUGGGGGUUCCAGGAAGACUUCUUGGAGGAGGUGACAGCUGUGGUGGGGGCAGAAAGAGUGGGUCCCGAGCAGGCCAAGGGUGGCUAGGGACAGUGGUACCCAGAUGCCCAAGUCCUCUGGGCGAUACCUGGCUCAGGCCCAGCCCUGAUUGGACUUCUUACUUUCUGGCAUGUAAUUCCAGCUGGUCACUCUCCCUGGCACGGCCAUCCAGGCUGGAUUUUUCAUGAAAACAGACUCAACUGGGGGUCAGGUGGCAGGCACACCAGGAUUAUUGUGAUUUUCACCCCAUUUUAUGUUGGGGAAACCCAAACUUAGGACAGCACUUGUGCCCAUCAGCCAGUGACUGACUGUCCCUGGGAGAGGGCCUUUUAUUUGGACCCUCUUCCCCAGGGUAUAUUCUGGGGGCCUGUGGUUUACAGGAGGAAGCGGGGGUGAAAAGGUGAGUCAGUGGAUGUGGGUGGCCAUGGCCCCAUGGGGCUGUAGGGUGCGGUAGGACUAUAGACCCUGUGGACGACAGCAGCCAUCUGCUUCCAUGAACCAGGUGUCUGAGACCAUCACUGCAGGGGUUUCCUCUUCAGCCUGCCCAGGGAGAGGGGUCAGUGUACCACGGUUGAGUUUGGGGCACAGGGAGAUUCUGGUGUUCUGAACUAUCUCUGGAAAACCAGCCGUUCCUCCUCCCUACAGCUGGAGUUCUUUGGCCAGUCUGACCUGAAGUUGCUUGGGGACCCUCGGGGACGCAUACUGUUCUCCACUGUGGCUGUGGUUUCCUUUUCUAUAAAAUUUUAAAAUGGGGGGUUGGAUCAGAGAAGCGGUUUCCAGCCAGUACCUGGGGGUCUGCCGAGCUGGUGAUACAGGACACUAUGGCUUUUAUCUAACCUGCACAGUGACCUGGAACCAGCUCAGUGGCUAAAGCAUUUUUGAAGACCCCUCAGUGUGAAGGUUUGGGGGUCCUGAGGCCCAGAGUCAGGUGUAAGGUCUUUCUGACCAACUGGACAGCUGAGGUCUGUGGCUGCCCAAAGGCCCAGCCCAAGGUGUGGCCUACCCUCCCUCCCCACACCUAGAGCCUGGGCCUGCAGGCACAGCUGCCACCUCUUUGUGAACCACCCUAGGGCCAGGGCCUCAGUUGCAAGAACAUGUGUUUUGGGGGUGAUGGGUGGGGUCCCAGGCCAUGGUCCUGCAGCAUGAAAGAGGGGCUGUAAGGGGUUCCUGCUGCCUCCUGAGACCUACUGUGAAUGUUCCAUUCCAUAUAGAGGGCUUGGGGUUGUGGUUAUCAUUACUGAGCAUUUCCUGCAUUCGAGGUGCUAAGCUAGGUACUUGACAUAAUUUGCUUGGAGAAACAACUGCUUAGUCUCGUUUUACAGGUGAGAGAGCUGAGGCUUGGAGGCCUGGGUUCAAGUCCCAGUUCUGCCACUCACUGGCAUGUUCUUCACUGCUCUGAGCCCCAGAUCCUGUCCCUGCCUAUCUUUCCGCCAGCCCUCCCAGCCUCAGAUAGGCAUCUUGGGAGUCCUCCCGCAGCCAGGGGCCUCCAGCUCUGGGGGAACAGAACUGCCCUGCCUCACUCUGUGUUGAGGGCAGGUGGACUGGAGGCCUCUCCCUGCUCUGGAGACAGUCCUGCUUCCUCAUUUACAGGUGGGGAAGCUGAGCCUCAGAGAGGGUUCCCUGACCAGCCCCCCAGAGGUGGGUUUGGUCCCGGGGCUUGGGAAAAGGACCCCAGACACUUAUGGGAAGCUUCUCCAAGCCAAGGAUGAAACAUGGUCUUCCCUUUCAGUUGAUCUGAAAGAGUGUGGUGAACCCCUAUGCCUUCUGUUAAUAAAGAUUUUUA
Molecule: messenger RNA, 4401 nt
Organism: Propithecus coquereli (Coquerel's sifaka)
Lineage: Eukaryota; Metazoa; Chordata; Mammalia; Primates; Indriidae
Gene: SH3BP2
Product: SH3-domain binding protein 2
Exons: 12
Coding region: 5-1690 (561 amino acids)
Biological process (GO): signal transduction
Molecular function (GO): SH3 domain binding
Source: RefSeq, a predicted model, not a curated record